Molecule: messenger RNA, 1661 nt
Organism: Syzygium oleosum
Lineage: Eukaryota; Viridiplantae; Streptophyta; Magnoliopsida; Myrtales; Myrtaceae
Product: BTB/POZ domain-containing protein At3g49900
Exons: 4
Coding region: 51-1661 (536 amino acids)
Molecular function (GO): protein binding
Source: RefSeq, a predicted model, not a curated record
AAGAAGAAGAAGAAGAGAAGGUUUUGCGGAAGAAGGAAUAAUUGUCAUCCAUGGAACUGGGCGCGGGGAGGAGGAGGAGGAAGAAGAACUGGAACGAGCUUGGUGUCGUGGACACCAUUUACGAGGAGGAGGAAGACGACGCAGCAGAAGAAGAAGGAGACGACGGCGGCGGCGGCGGCUACUCCACCGCCUCAUCGCCUUCUCUCCCCUCCCCGGCUCUCUCCCCGGCAGCCGCACCUCGAGCGGGAACGUGGUCGGCGAAAUCUGGGUGCAGGCCGGAUGUCGUGAUAAGAGUUCAAGGGACGUGCUUUCAUCUGCACAAGGCUCAUCUCACGUCAAGAAGCGCCUACCUCAAGCGGCACCUCACCGGCGUCUCCGAGCUCACCCUCUCCCCGCCGCUGAAGAUAACUGCAGCCACGUUCCGCCUGGUCGCCGACUUCUGCAGCGGCGGGCCCCGCGUCGCGGUGACCCCCUUCAACGUGGCGGGGCUCGCCACGGCGGCGGCGUCCCUGGAGAUGACGGCGGGCGAGGGCGGUGACGGGGGCGACGACCUGAGGCUCGUCGCGGAGACCUACUUCCGCCAGUACGUCGCCGCGAGCCGGGAGUACGCCUCGAUCCUGUUCCGCUCGUGCCUGGGCCUGUUGCCCGAGGCGGAGACGGCGGCGCGCCUGGUCAGCCGGUGCGUCGAGGCGUUCGGCCAGAUGGGGGACUGCGAGGGCACGGGAGGAGGCGGCAGCGGCGACGACGGCGCGGGGGAUGGGUUUGCUGAGUGCUUCGACGACGUCGUCGCCGUCGGGGUCGAGGACUUUCAAGUUACGGUCGACUCGAUGCAAGGUCGUUUAACAAGUCAUGACUUGCUAUAUAGGAUGGUGGAUGUGUAUCUCAUGGAGCACGGUGGGAAAAUGACGGAGGAACGCAAGGCCCAGAUAUGCAACACCGUCGACUGCACCAAGCUCUCGAUGGACCUCCUCCUCCACGCCGUCCAAAACCCUCGGAUGCCGCUCCGCUUCGUCGUCCGUGCCAUGCUCGUCGAGCAGCUGAGGACCCGGCUCCAUGUCGUCCACGCCCGCGACCGCCGCCAACAGCCGCCGCCGCCGCAGCAGCCCAGCAGCAGCAACAAGCGACGGAGCAAGGACGGGGAUGCCGCCGACACGCUCGGCACGAUCCUCCAGCGGGACGCGGCGGUCUGCCACGGGGCGCAGCUGAAGGCCGCGAUGGAGGCGACCAGCUCGCGGAUCCAGAGCCUCGAGAGGGAGCUCACCGGGAUGAGGCGGACCCUCCGGGAGUCGACGUCCGAGAAGCCGAGGGGCGCCGCGAUGAUCGACUCGGCUCGGUCGGCUAGCUUCCAUUACAUAACGGCGGCAGAGAGCAGCAAGAUCGAGAGAGGGGAGCGAGGAUCGGUCUCGUCGGUGAGCUACAGGUUCAGCAACCGAGGCGGGGCGGCAGCCAGAGCGGGAGGGGGCUCGGAUUGGCCGGAGGGGGACGGAGGGAGCCCGGGCGGCCGGAAGAGCAUCCGGCAGAGGCUGAUCAGCGGAUUAAAGCAUGCGUUCGGAGUGUUGAGAGAUUCGAAACCCGCGGCGAGGAGCAAAAUAGCCGGAGGGAAUGUGGGGAGAGACGUUACUGCCGCUGGGGCGGCCGGAAGAGAAAGAGCUGCUGUUUGA